Messenger RNA from Galendromus occidentalis (western predatory mite), 839 nucleotides. RefSeq names its product Signal peptidase complex subunit Spase25 (gene Spase25). The transcript is spliced from 3 exons. The record is from RefSeq and is a predicted model, not a curated record. Bases 99 to 680 code for a protein of 193 amino acids. Lineage: Eukaryota; Metazoa; Arthropoda; Arachnida; Mesostigmata; Phytoseiidae. Gene Ontology annotation, biological process: protein targeting to ER. Gene Ontology annotation, cellular component: membrane; signal peptidase complex.
CGCCGCUCUGCUGUUGUGGAUUCAGAGCAGGCAGUUGGCAGUUUCAGUUGUAUUUGACACGUCACUUUUCUAAGUCAGGCAGUUGUAACCGUUGCAGGAUGUGUCAAGCGGAUCCACAAGAACCAGUCAAAGUUGAAAAAUGGGACGGCGCAGCUGUACGCAACGCUCUCGACGAUGAAAUUCGUCAAAUUCUGACCAAGGAAUACAAAUAUGAAGAGAAUUUCCAAUUGCCCGAUGGACGUCUAUUCAUCUCACUGCUCGCGGUCGGUGCCGCCGGAUGGGCUCUACUCUGGGAUUGGUGGCAUCCGUUCCCCGCAUCGAGAGAGGUGCUUGUUCUCUGCGUCGUCUCCUACUUCCUCCUCAUGGGCGCCCUAACCCUGUACACGAAGUUCAUCGAGAAGGGUGUAUUUGUUGUUGCGAAGAAAAAGGAUGAAGUCGGCUUGGAACCCGCCAAAGUAUUCAAAGCCCGAUCCCAGCUCGAGCGAUUUGAUGACAUUUACAAGCUCGAACUCUCGAUGCACACCGAAGGCGACAAAUCAAAGAAAUCGGCAAGAGUCUGCUUGGAAAAAUCCAUCGCGUCCUGGUUCGAUAGUGAGGGCACGCUCCGCAAAGAUCUCCUCCGAAAGGACGUGGAUAAACUUCAUAGGAGUGUACAAGACGCAUCCUCGAAGAAGUCCUAGUGGAGAUAUCGCAGCAUAUCUCCUUCGUUCCCAAUUUCCGCGUUCAACAUUUGGAAAUCUCGGGCUCCAUUCUUCGAACCUUCUACGAAGCUGUCGAAUCAUCUCUGUAUAUAAUCACGGAAAAUAAAUUUUAUGAGACCACUAUAUCCAAUGCCAACU